AUGGACGCUCUCAAGCCGUCACACAGAGCAUUCAUUGCGCUGGGCAGUAAUGUUGGCGAGCGAGUCGAGAUGAUUGAGAAAGCUUGUCUGGAAAUGGACAGAGCCGGCAUCAAAGUCCAACGAACCAGUUCCUUGUUUGAAACCGCCCCGAUGUACUAUCUCGACCAGGAACCCUUCAUGAAUGGCGUUUGCGAGUCCAUUGAGGUCAGUCUCGGCCGGAAGAAGUUGAUCGACAAAGGACCCCGGUCAAUCGACCUAGACAUCCUUCUCUAUGACCAACAAGUCUUCACUCACGACCGUCUCAACAUCCCGCACAAGCUUAUGCUAGAGCGAGAUUUUGUCCUCCGACCUCUGAGCCAACUAAUUCCCAACGAAGUCCCCCCCUUCAAAGGCCACAAAACAACCUACCUCUCCCACCUGGCUUCCCUCCCCCCACCCUCGCCCACCCCCGUCGCGACAACCUACAUAUCCCCAUCCUUUCCACCGCUCCGCGCCACGGACCCCUCCCGGCGCACGCACAUAAUGGCAAUACUAAACCUAACCCCGGACUCUUUCUCUGACGGGGGCAAACACCUAGCGGAGCCUGAAGCAAUAACCUCCACAGUCCGCUCCUUUAUCCAAUCUGGCGCCACAAUUAUCGAUAUUGGCGGCGAGAGCACACGGCCGGGUUCAACACCCGUCGGGGUAGACGAAGAACUCCGCCGCAUUAUUCCAGCCAUCCGGCAUAUCCGCACGUCCAUACCUGAAGCAAAGAAUAUAGCCAUUAGCGUCGACACAUACCGCGCCCGCGUCGCAGCCGAAGCCCUCGCCGCCGGAGCAGACAUCAUCAAUGACGUCUCCGCUGGUCUCCUAGACCCCGAAAUGCUUCCCACUGUUGCACAGUCCGGCAAAUCCAUUAUCCUAAUGCACAUGCGAGGCUCCCCUUCUACAAUGACAAAACUAACCUCGUACGCCAACGGCGUAAUAUCCGAUGUGGGCACGGAACUUCUUGCGCGUGUGGCAGCCGCUGAAGCAACGGGUAUCAGGCGGUGGCGGAUCAUACUCGAUCCCGGGCUAGGGUUCGCGAAGAACCAGGCUGAGGAUCUGACUAUCCUGAAGGAUUUUGCGGCGCUCCGGAAAACACAGGGGCUGGAAUACUUUCCUUGGUUGAUGGGGCCGAGUCGCAAGAGGUUCAUUGGGAGGCUGACGGGAGUGGAGAAGGCGAGUGAGCGCGGUUGGGGCACAGCGGCGACAGUUACGGCCAGUGUGGCUGGGGGUGCGGACAUUAUGUACAAGAACCUGACUGAAGGAACAACGGAUCUGUAG
Molecule: messenger RNA, 1305 nt
Organism: Aspergillus nidulans FGSC A4
Lineage: Eukaryota; Fungi; Ascomycota; Eurotiomycetes; Eurotiales; Aspergillaceae
Product: trifunctional dihydropteroate synthetase/dihydrohydroxymethylpterin pyrophosphokinase/dihydroneopterin aldolase FOL1
Exons: 5
Coding region: 1-1305 (434 amino acids)
Biological process (GO): tetrahydrofolate biosynthetic process; folic acid-containing compound biosynthetic process; pteridine-containing compound metabolic process
Molecular function (GO): dihydroneopterin aldolase activity; 2-amino-4-hydroxy-6-hydroxymethyldihydropteridine diphosphokinase activity; dihydropteroate synthase activity
Source: RefSeq, a predicted model, not a curated record